AUGGACAUCGCCACCACUUCCCGGGCUUACUUCGCCAUGCCCUCGCCAUCCCCCGAGGAGAAAAUCUCCCUCCAGGCCAGCAACACAGUAUACACCUACCACUGUCUCUGCAGCCAUCUCCUCCUGGCAACCACCACCCCCCUCCCCUCGCUGCCCACACGCCGCCACUCUCAAGACUCUGCACAUAUCAUGCCGUUGCCCCCGGCGGCUCCUUCAGCAGUAGGCGCAAACGGACGCGCACGCAGCAACACAGCCCCCAACCCAUCUCACGACCACUACGGGCUCCUCCUCAGCACACGCCAGGACCGACAGCCCGAAAUCAUCACGUCGCAAGACGGCUUCGAGAAGCGUUACCUCCAGCGCUGCGGCCGCUGCAGCCUCGUCGUCGGUUACCAGCUCGACUGGCAGCAAUUCGCCGUCGACCGGACAGGCCGCCGCGAAGACUACGUUUUCCUGCUUCCAGGUGGCUUUGUCAAGACCAGCGAUAUGAUCAUGGGCAACAACAAGUCGUCCGGCAGCGGCGCGCCCAUGGGCUCGACCGUGAGUGUCACCGAAGUCAAGGCGUGA
Pyrenophora tritici-repentis Pt-1C-BFP is the source of this 567-nucleotide messenger RNA. RefSeq names its product PAT1 multi-domain protein. Lineage: Eukaryota; Fungi; Ascomycota; Dothideomycetes; Pleosporales; Pleosporaceae. The record is from RefSeq and is a predicted model, not a curated record.